Molecule: messenger RNA, 230 nt
Organism: Sphaeroforma arctica JP610
Lineage: Eukaryota; Ichthyosporea; Ichthyophonida
Exons: 1
Source: RefSeq, a predicted model, not a curated record
AUGUACUACGAAGUGUAUGGUAUGGCCGUCAAGGCACACCUUCACUCGUCAGUAGCGGAGACUGCCAAGGAUCUGUGGCGGUACAUACAUGCCACAAUUACGGCUUCCGGUGGAAGUGUCGCAAAAUCGGCCAGUGUUGCAAAUUCUGUCGCAAAUUCCGGUACAGCCGAGAAUGCGGAUCUAGCCGCAGAAGCAGACACCGUGAGCAUCAAUCAGAUGCUGAAUGCAGG